UAUUGUUCUGAAUACUUUCGACAUUUCGAGGUUAUGUAAAAUAUUUUUUGCCAAAACAAACGUGAAAUUUAAUGUUGAAUCCCUUGAAAUUUCAAUAAUAAUGUGCGUUUAAUUGUGCCUUGCCUGCGCUAUUCUAUCUAGAUAUCAGCAUAUCUCAUUAGCUGAAUUGAACUACCAAUUUACUUGAAAAAUGUUGCGCACAUUUGGUAAAGUUUUGGAGCCUGUAAGAAGGCGGCUGUUCCGGGCAGUUGGAAGUUUAAACGGUGAGGGCAGUGUUUAUGAGCAGAACCGCGUAUCAAAAGAAGAACAACUGACGGAAGCCUUGAAAAAGAAAAUGCCGGGUAUCACAUUCAUCAGCGUUGAAGAUAUUUCCGGUGGCUGUGGAGCCAUGUUUGAAGUUAGUAUAGAAGCCAAAGAAUUUGUAGGACUUUCAACAGUUAAACAACAUAGAAUAGUUACAGAAACAUUGAAGAGUGAGAUAGCAGAGAUGCAUGGCAUACGGAUCCACACUACUGCACCUAAAUAAAUAAUGAAUCUGUCUCAUCAGACUCUCUUGUUAACAAUAAAAAUUAUAUGUAAAUAGUUAGGAUAUAAUAACAGGUUGUCUUAGAUGCUAAAAUGAUUUUGUUUUUGUUAAAUUACAGCUUGUGUGAUGUAAUGUUAGUUGUCUAAUUAUGUUUUUAAUGAAGAUUAUGUUGCAAUAAAAAUUAAAAUUAUGCAAA
This is a messenger RNA of Plutella xylostella (diamondback moth), 722 nucleotides long. RefSeq names its product bolA-like protein 3. Gene Ontology annotation, cellular component: mitochondrial matrix. The record is from RefSeq and is a predicted model, not a curated record. Lineage: Eukaryota; Metazoa; Arthropoda; Insecta; Lepidoptera; Plutellidae.